This is a messenger RNA of Rubroshorea leprosula, 2824 nucleotides long. The record is from the annotation of a GenBank genome assembly. Lineage: Eukaryota; Viridiplantae; Streptophyta; Magnoliopsida; Malvales; Dipterocarpaceae.
UUUACAAUGGAUAUCAGUUACUAAACCCGACGUCAACUUCAUCUUCCCCUUCUAUCCAUUCUUCUGACAGUCGCCAGCGACUGUCUUCUUUCUUCCUCCGUCCGGUCUUCCUCUCCUUCGCUAUGGGCUCCAUGGCUUCACCCGUUCUAUUGUUAUGCCUUUUUCUGCUUCUCACCUUCAUGGUCACUGCUAAAAAGACGUAUAUCAUCCAAAUGAAACACCAAGAUAAGCCGGAAUCCUUCCAGACCCAUCACGACUGGUACACCGCCAGCCUCCAUUCUCUGUCCUUCGAUUCCAGUUCACUUCUCUACUCCUACACCAGUGCUUUCCAUGGCUUUGCGGCCUCUCUUGAUGACGAACAAGUUGAAUCUCUCCGUAAGUCUGAAUCUGUGCUCGGUGUGUAUGAAGAGAGUGUGUAUACACUCCAUACCACUCAUAGUCCUCAGUUCCUUGGUCUUGAUUCUCAGUUCGGGCUCUGGGAAGGCCACAGCACCCAGGACCUUGAACAGGCCUCGAGAGAUGUAAUCAUUGGAGUUCUCGACACCGGAGUCUGGCCGGAAUCUAAGAGCUACGAUGAUACGGAGAUGCCGGCGAUUCCAAAGAAAUGGCGCGGCAAGUGCGAGUCGGGUUCUGAUUUUAGCCCCAAGCUUUGCAACAAGAAGCUGAUUGGUGCGAGAAGUUUUUCGAAGGGUUUUCGUACCGCUACUGGCAGUAGUUCGAAGAAUCCGAAGGAGAUCGAAUCCCCGCGCGACAGGGACGGUCACGGGACUCACACGUCGAGCACUGCAGCGGGAUCCCAUGUAGCCAACGCUAGUCUGCUCGGUUACGCCAGUGGGACAGCGCGUGGGAUGGCCACCUUCGCCCGCGUUGCAACAUACAAGGUUUGCUGGAGCGCCGGUUGUUUCGGGUCCGAUAUUCUCGCCGGGAUGGAUCGAGCCAUCCUCGACGGCGUCGACGUGCUCUCAUUGUCUCUCGGUGGUGGGUCCGGACCGUACUACCGCGAUACGAUCGCCGUUGGAGCUUUCACUGCAAUUGAGAAAGGCGUUUUCGUCUCUUGCUCCGCCGGGAACAGUGGACCGAACAAGGCAAGCCUUGCCAACGUGGCACCCUGGAUCAUGACCGUCGGUGCCGGAACUAUGGAUCGGGAUUUCCCUGCUUAUGCUACCCUCGGCAACAGAGUUCGGUACACCGGCGUGUCUCUUUACAGCGGCAAGGGAUUAGGAAAUCAACCAGUGGCUUUGGUUUAUAAAAAAGGAAGCAAAGAUAUAGGCAAUUUGUGUUUGCCCGGUUCACUCGACCCAGCCAUGGUCCGUGGGAAGGUGGUGGUCUGCGACAGGGGAAUAAACGCACGUGUGGAGAAGGGACAAGUGGUACGCGAUGCCGGUGGUGUGGGGAUGAUACUGGCGAACACUGCCGCCAGCGGCGAGGAAUUAGUGGCCGACAGUCACUUGUUACCGGCAGUGGCGGUGGGAAAGAAAGUAGGGGACAAAAUCCGAAACUACGUGCAAACCGACCGAAAACCAACAGCUGUGCUUGCCUUCGGUGGAACCGUGCUGAAUGUACGACCGUCUCCGGUGGUUGCGGCAUUCAGUUCCCGAGGACCAAACAUGGUGACGCCGCAGAUCUUGAAGCCGGACGUGAUUGGACCGGGGGUUAACAUUCUGGCCGCCUGGUCAGAUGAUGUCGGUGUAUCCAGCCUGGAAAAGGAUACCCGGAAAACCAAAUUCAAUAUCCUGUCAGGAACAUCAAUGUCCUGCCCACACAUCAGUGGGCUAGCAGCGUUGCUGAAAGCAGCGCACCCCAAUUGGAGCCCAAGUGCAAUAAAGUCCGCCCUCAUGACCACAGCCUACACCCAGGACAACACAAAUUCCCCUCUCCGUGAUGCUGCUGAUGGCUCCUUGUCUAACCCAUGGGCUCACGGCGCCGGCCAUGUUGACCCACAAAAAGCCCUCUCCCCGGGUCUAGUCUAUGAUAUCUCCACGGCAGAAUACAUUGCAUUCCUCUGCUCACUUGACUAUGCUGCCGAACAUGUCCAGGCUAUUGUCAAGCACCCGAACGUCACCUGCUCGACGAAAUUCAAAGAUCCUGGCCAGCUCAAUUACCCUUCGUUCUCUGUCUUGUUUGGAAACAAUAGGGUUGUAAGGUACACUCGCGCACUGACGAAUGUAGGCUCAGCUCCAUCCACCUACAAUGUGACAGUCACUGGGCCUUCAACCGUUGGAAUCACGGUAAAGCCCACGCAGCUUGUGUUUAGGAGUGUAGGAGAGAGGAAGAGGUACACAGUGACGUUUGUUGCAAAGAAGGGGACCAGUCCAUCAACCAAACCAGAAUUCGGUUCCAUUGUUUGGGGCAAUACCCAACACCAAGUAAGAAGCCCAGUCUCAUUCUCAUGGACACAAUUGUUGGAGUUUUAAGGUUAAUUUCUGGGUAAGGACACCAGUUUGCUCGGAGAAAAACUGCUGGACCGCCCACAACCAAUUUGACAAAAGACCGCUUUGCUGAAGCUUGUAGUCCAGAAGAAUAAUUCGGAUCAUAUCGCAGAUUUUAUUUGCUUCUCUUGCAUUAGUAUAACCUAUUGUAAUUGGAUAACAUAAAUACCAUUUCCAGUCCAUGAAUCAUUAUAAUCAUAACAGAUGUCUGUCUUGUUAAACCAUUACAAAUUUGGGAAGCCAAAUCAAACCCAAGACCAACCUGAGGAAAAAGUGCACCUUCAGUCAGUUGAGUGGGAGCCUAGUAGCAAUUAGAGCAUAUGCCUUUGAUUAUCAUAUAAUUUUGUGUUCUCAUAGCAAUUUACAGAAGAAAACAAUAAAAGUUACUUGAUUAA